Messenger RNA from Oppia nitens, 2079 nucleotides. RefSeq lists its product as uncharacterized. Gene Ontology annotation, molecular function: DNA-directed DNA polymerase activity; DNA binding; nucleotide binding. Gene Ontology annotation, biological process: DNA replication. NCBI's taxonomy places the organism in Eukaryota, Metazoa, Arthropoda, Arachnida, Sarcoptiformes, Oppiidae. The coding region runs from base 1 to 2079 and encodes 692 amino acids. The record is from RefSeq and is a predicted model, not a curated record. The transcript has 3 exons.
AUGAGGUCUUCAAAAGAGUGUGUGGAGUGGUAUAAUGACUUCAAAGCAAACAAUUACAUAUGGAACUUUGAACAACAAAUCAAAAAGUAUUGCUUAAAUGAUGUAAUAGUACUCACAAUUGCGGUGAUGGAGUUCCGCAAACUGUUCAAAAACUUCACUGGUUUGGACCCCAUAACUCGUAGAUUCACAUUAGCCGGUGUUGGACUGGAGUAUUUUAGAGCUAAAAUUCUAAAAGACAAUAUGAUUGGUGUCACACCUAUCAACGGUUAUAUCGAUGGACGACAUAAGUCAAACAAAGGUAAUGUAUGGCUUGAUUGGAUGGAGGAGAAGAGAGGUGUAAAAAUCUGCAGAGAGAUGAGAAUUGGUCAGAACUAUGCUGAUGGGUGUAUUCGAGAUGGUGUACUCGGAGAGAUAUUUGAGUUCAAUGGUUGCUAUUGGCAUGGAUGUCAAAAAUGUACCCAUCUGUUUAGCCUUAGAAACACCUAUGAUGGCAAUGAGCAAGUAGAUCCUAUUAAAGAUUAUCAACGAACAAUUGAAAAGGAAACAUAUUACAAGUCUAGAGGUUUCAAAGUGACAUCUAUUUGGGAGCACGACUUCGAUAAACUGUUGACAACUGAUGUUGAGUUCAAAGCAUUCCACAAAAAACGUAUGGCAUACUAUAAAACAAUUGACAAAAUAGGUCACGCAAACAUACGUGAGUCGUUUUAUGGUGGUCGUACAAACAAUUUGUACUUCAACGCCGACAGUACCGGUACAGAGUUGAUUAAAUAUAAAGAUGUGUGCAGUCUGUAUCCGACUGUACUUUCAAAAUGCGAAUACCCUAUUGGUCAUCCAUCUAUAAUCAGUAAAUUUAUCGACACCUCAAUUUAUAAUUACUUUGGAUUCAUUAAAUGUAAAGUAUUACCACCUAAAGAUCUAUACAUUCCUGUAUUACCAUUAAAAUCAGAGACCAAAAAGUUAGUGUUUGCAUUAUGCAAUCAAUGUGCAAAAGAUAUGAGCCCUAACAAAUGUAGUCAUAGCGAUAAAGAGAGAGCUAUCAGCAGUACUUGGUACUCUGAAGAGCUUAAAUUAGCAAUAGAAAUGGGAUAUAAAAUUCUCAAAAUAUAUGAAGUGUUGCAUUACGAACGCAAAACAAAUGAAAUAUUUAAGCCAUACAUACAACAAUGGCUUAAACUUAAGACCGAGGCAAGCGGAUGGCCUGACAAUUGUACUACUGAUGAGUUAAAGCGAAACUACAUCAGUGAGUAUCAGAGUCGUGAAGGUGUGGAUUUAGAGUUUAAUAAGAUGUCACCAAAUCCUGGUCUCCGCUUCAUUGCAAAGUUAAUGUUGAAUAGUUUGUGGGGAAAACUAGCCCAAAGACCCAAUCAAAAACAAACUAAACUUUGCAAAACAUAUGACGCAUACCGUAGUAUUAUAUCUGAUGCUAAAAUACAAAUAAAAGGAGAAAUUAUGCCCAAUGAUGAGACUAUUUUAGUCAAUUACCAAUACAUUGACGACAACUAUUCAUCUGCUGGCAAUACAAACAUAGCAUUGGCCUCGAUGGUCACCGGUAAUGCUCGUAUUCAUUUAUAUCGUGAAUUACACAAUAUUGAAAGCUCAGCAAAGGGACGGGUCUUGUAUUUCGAUACAGACUCUGUAAUCUAUCGACACGACCCUACCAAAGGGUGGUACGACCCUCCGAUCGGUGAUUUCUUGGGUGAUAUGACCGAUGAAAUAGAAAAAGAUUACAAAGAAGGGUCGUAUAUCAAUUCGUUUACUUCAUGUGGACCCAAAAACUAUGGUUAUCAGGUCGUUACUGGUGAUGGCCGUGUGAUUCAAAAAGUAAAAGUAAAAGGCAUUUCAAUCACUGAGGAAGUAAAGCAUAAAAUAAACUUUGAAAGAGUUAAAGAGACUGCUCAACACUACUUUAACAAUACACCAAUCACAACACUGGCUCCACAAUUAUGUUUCCGUUCAGAUAAACUGCACAACGUGACAACAAAUAAAGUAAAUAAGAUAUAUCAGGCAGUAUCUGAAAAACGUAGAAUUGUUAGGGGACACCCUAUUUAUCAAACUGUCCCCUAUGGAUUUUAUGAAUAA